Molecule: messenger RNA, 1479 nt
Organism: Neurospora hispaniola
Lineage: Eukaryota; Fungi; Ascomycota; Sordariomycetes; Sordariales; Sordariaceae
Product: COP9 signalosome complex subunit 5
Exons: 2
Coding region: 289-1299 (336 amino acids)
Biological process (GO): protein deneddylation
Cellular component (GO): COP9 signalosome; cytoplasm
Molecular function (GO): deNEDDylase activity; protein binding; metallopeptidase activity
Source: RefSeq, a predicted model, not a curated record
CCCCCACCAUAACUUGACCCACAUGAGGCCGAAUGCCACUGCCCGCCUGCCGCAAUCGAGCUUUCGCCUCAGCAUGCUUGCAGCUUGCUUAGUUGGAAUGUUUCGUUGCCUGUUACACACAACAUCAUCAGCGCGACAGACACUGCUACUUUCCUUCGAUUGUGUCUGAUACAGUUAUCCGAUCCUCUCACAACAUCUAUCACGGCCAAUCUUCAUAAAGGAUCACGAAAUUUCGCGUAUACCCCAACUACCCUACAAUAGCUCGGCGAGAGCAACCGUUUGACCACGAUGGAGCUGCCACCGAAUCCCGGCCUCGUGGACGUCCAACGCGAUGCUCUUUACGCCUACGACUCAGAAGCCCACAAAGCCGUUGUCAACUCGCGACCAUGGACCAACGAUUACAAAUACUUCAAGACCGUCCGCAUCUCCUCCGUUGCCAUGAUCAAGAUGGUCAUGCACGCCCGCUCCGGCGGCAAUCUCGAGGUCAUGGGUAUGAUGCAGGGCUACAUUGAGGGCAGCACCAUGGUCAUUACCGACGCCUAUCGUUUACCGGUAGAGGGCACAGAAACCCGCGUCAACGCCCAGGACGAAGCGAACGAGUACAUGGUCGAGUAUCUCCGUCUCUGCCGUGAGGAGAACCGCCUUGAGAACGUUAUCGGGUGGUACCACUCACACCCAGGUUAUGGCUGUUGGCUAAGCGGUAUCGACGUCGGCACCCAAUCCCUACAACAGCAGUUCAACGAGCCGUUCGUCGCAGUGGUGAUCGACCCGGACAGGACAGUAAGCCAGAACAAGGUUGAGAUCGGCGCGUUUAGGACGAUUCCAGAAGGGAUCAAGCCUCCCGCAGCAACCAACACGACAACGGGCGAUGGACAGAGCGUCCCUCUGAACAAGGUGGAGGAUUUUGGCGCUCAUAGCCAUCGAUACUACGCGCUCGACGUUGAGCACUUCAAGAGCACACUCGAUAGCAAGCUGUUGGAGACGUUGUGGAACAAGUACUGGGUGCAGACGCUGGCCCAGAACCCGCUGCUUACCAACAGGGACUACACGAGCAGCCAAAUGGUGGAUUUGGGAUCCCGCAUUUCGAAGGCGUCGAAAUCGCUGGAGAUGCUCUCAACGACUGGGCAAAGAGGUCCUAAGAGUGAUGCGGUCGAUCAAAACAUAGAGAAAUUGCUCAGCGAAGUGAAGCAGAUUGCUGCAAAGGAGAGGUCUGGACUGAUGGCGGCGGACGUCAAAGGCAAAGUGUUUGGCUGUGGCUGUCGUGGGCAGGCAGAGGGUGUCCAGCCUGAAAAACCAUGAUAUUUUUGGAUGCUGCAGUGAGGACAAGGGUGAACAUCAUUGCGCGAGUCUCUGGAACGGAAGGAAAUGCGAUUAGGCCAGCAUGGGUAGCACCAAAGAGAUAUCCCCACAUUAGAGAGUCCCAGGGAGCAUUUAUGGAGGCGCAUGAGAAUCGUUAGGGACAACAGGACCGCAUGGACG